Molecule: messenger RNA, 3992 nt
Organism: Oryctolagus cuniculus (rabbit)
Lineage: Eukaryota; Metazoa; Chordata; Mammalia; Lagomorpha; Leporidae
Gene: C1QTNF7
Product: C1q and TNF related 7
Molecular function (GO): protein binding
Source: RefSeq, a predicted model, not a curated record
AAGCAAAAGAGGCCCAUGUCCCCAUAACCGUUAUCACAUUGGGUGUUAGAUUCCAACGCGAAUUUCGGGAGGACAUAUGCAUUCCAACCUUACUAAGUUACCUUUUAUUUGUUGAACUCUUUAUUUAAUGGAGUAUUAAGCCUUUGACUAUAAUUAAAAAUGUUAUCUCAAAAAAUAAUAAGCAAAAUAUUAAUUUAAAAGAGGAAAAGAACAUAGCACUGACACAACUUUAGUUUCAAGGCAAAGCACAAUCUUAAUGAAGAUCUCAUCUGAUCACUGCCACAAGAGAAUGAAGUAAGCACAGUGGGAUAGGGAUUAUGUGCCCAGUGAGGAAAUUGUGGUUUGGAAUGUUGAAAUGACCCUGCAGGGCUCCCUGGGCUGACAAGUAUUUGAAGCAGUGGCCAAAUGUUUGCUUUCUGUUUCCAGAACCAGUGUUCUUUCUUUGGCAAAUGUUGAGACAUGCCAUUUACCCUUUCACCUGCUCCUGACCUGGCUUUCCAAAGUCUAAAGUUUUCUCCAUGUCCUAUCCCAUUCCCUAACCAAUAUUCUCCUUCAUCACCCAAAAGUCACUCAGUGGCCACAGACAAUAUCAUUGAAUGGAAAGGAAAAGGGAAGCUUGCAAGAGGGACCAUGUGGAUAAAAUUCCAUCACAGGGUAGCUCAUGGCUUUCAUCCCUGACGAAGCUCUUUACAGAACUCACCAGACAGCAUGAUCAAGCGUCACUCUGAAGAUUCCAGUUCCCCAGAUGUGAGAACCAGGGCACAGAAACAUUAAGGGCACAUCCAGUGACCUGUUUCCUAAAGGUGGAUCUCAAACUUGUGCCUCAGCUUCCUCCUCCCUAGUGGGCAGAGCACUGGCUUCACAGCCAGGAGGCCUUGGUACCAGUCCUUCCCCUAGCUAGCUGUAUGCCUCCGGCCAAGUCAUCCAUGCCCUGGGCCUCAUUUCCUUUGACUGUCAGCAGAAGGUGCUGAACUCAUGUCUUCAAGGACAUCUUCUAAGGUGGCUGCUGAGGACCUGUCCACAGCUGGUCUUCGAAGAUCAGUGAGAGGUUCCCUGGUUUCCUCCAGCAGGAGAGAUCAGAAGGCAUCAACUUGGGUAUUAUAUUUCUAGAACAAUGGUUGUCCAGAUUCUUUAUGCUGUCACCCAAAUACGAUUUGAGAAGCAAGUCAACAGAUAAGGGACGAUAUUUAUUUUUGCUCACGAAGUCAACAAAUCCUUCUUUUGGGUUCAAUCAAACAACCAGGGGGUCUGUUGUAAGCCACGGCAUCAUUGCAUGCCUGAACACUCCCUCUCACCCUGCCACGGCUCAAAUCCUGGGACAAUGCUUCUGAAAGCGAAUCAGGAAACUGCUUAUCAAUCUGAAGUCCCAAAGAGUUAUGAGCACUCCUCGCUGCCAAUGGGAAGGGGAUUACAAGCAAAAGCUCCACAUCUGCACGCCCUAGAGUUCAAACGCUCCAGCUGUGGCAAGGUCUUGCAAGCGACAGCCAAAGAUGUUUGUCUUGCUCUAUGUUACAAGUUUCGCCCUUUGUGCAAGUGGACAACCUCGAGGACAUCAGUUCAAAGGAGAGAGCUACACCCCGAGAUACAUCUGCAGCAUUCCGGGCUUACCGGGACCUCCGGGCCCCCCAGGAGCAAACGGUUCUCCUGGGCACCACGGCCGCAUCGGCCUUCCAGGCAGAGAUGGUCGAGACGGCAGGAAAGGAGAAAAGGGGGAAAAGGGAUCUGCAGGUUUGAGAGGUAAGACUGGACCACUGGGUCUUGCUGGUGAGAAAGGAGACCAAGGAGAGACUGGGAAGAAAGGACCCAUGGGACCAGAGGGAGAGAAGGGAGAAGUGGGUCCAGCGGGGCCUCCUGGACCAAAGGGAGACCGAGGAGACCAAGGGGACCCAGGGCUGCCUGGAGUUUGCAGAUGUGGAAGCAUCGUGCUCAAAUCUGCCUUUUCUGUUGGCAUCACGACCAGCUACCCAGAAGAAAGGCUACCUAUUAUAUUUAACAAGGUCCUCUUCAAUGAGGGGGAGCACUACAAUCCUGCAACAGGGAAGUUCAUCUGUGCUUUCCCAGGGAUCUAUUACUUUUCUUAUGAUAUCACAUUGGCGAACAAGCACCUGGCAAUUGGACUGGUACACAAUGGACAGUACCGGAUAAGGACCUUCGAUGCCAACACAGGGAACCAUGAUGUGGCUUCAGGAUCCACGGUCAUCUAUCUGCAGCCAGAAGAUGAAGUCUGGCUGGAGAUCUUCUUCACUGACCAGAACGGCCUCUUCUCAGACCCAGGCUGGGCAGACAGCUUAUUCUCCGGAUUUCUCCUGUAUGUUGACACAGAUUACCUGGAUUCCAUUUCAGAAGAUGAUGAACUGUGAUCAGGACACGGAUCUGAAUGUUCCAAGCUCACUCUAGCACAUCCUUUCAUUUAAUCUGCGAUUCUAGAAUGCAGAGAAACCAGGAAUGGGAUCAAACAGACUCCCACUCAGAUUCCAGAGCAUUUACAGACAGUUCUAGAAGAAUCUAUUAAAACAAGAUAAACCACCGAACAGCUGAAACCAGUCAAAAAUGAACUAUGUAAAACAACCCCAGAUAUGAAUUAUCUUGAAAGUGAUGUUCAAAAAUAUUUAAACAGAUGAAAGGCAAUUUUAACAAAUUUUAUUAAAUGACCUGAGUGAUAAAAUCAAUUGUCAAGAUAUUGCCUUAUUAAAUGUUCAUAAAAUUACAUUUUUGUCUGUUAUUUCAGAGUCAUAUCAUCCCAAGCAAAAUCUUUGAUAAUUCUCAAAGUCUACAGUAAGUCAAAAACCAAAGGUAAGAGAUGCUGAAUAUUUUCAAGCAAGCUAAAGUGAAGUAAUAAGUUUCUUUUGUUUUAUUAUUCAUUUCUUCAUGUUUUGUACAAAUUCACACAAGGCUUUACUGAGUCUUUAUGGACCAGAUGUUAUGGAACCGAAUCAGAUUUAAUUAUGACUUAAGACAAAAUCCUACCUUCAUACUGGCUAGUGUAUGGUGAGCAUGGUCUCACAUGUCAGUGUCAUGAGCACCAAGCAGAAAGAGUGAAUCCAGGCUACAGGCACAUAAUAGCACUUGCUUUUCUUGGGCUAGGACCCAGAGAAGAGUUUGCACAUGGAAAAACAUUGGAUGGCUAAAGUGUGUGUGUUUAAGUGUAGGGUGAUGAUUGCAAAGACAAGAGGAACUUAGCAUCUACAUUCCCCCCAUCCUACCCUCAACCCAUCAUUAGUAUUUUCUGUUCUUUUUUUUUUCAGUUAAGUUUCAGCACUUAAGAAGAAUUGUGUAUUGAUUACAGUAUUCAACCAAAAGUAUUAAGUAGAACAAACAAAAAAAAUACUAAGAGGGAUAACAUAUUAAGCUGCUCAUCAACAGUCAGGGUGAGGGCUGAUCAAGUCACUGUUUCUCAUAAUAUUCAUUUCACUUUAACAGGUUUCCUUUUUGGUGCUCAGUUAGUUGUCACCUAUCAAGGAGAACAAGUGGUAUUUGUCUCUUUGGGAUUGGCUUAUUACACUCAACAUAAUGUUUUCCAAAUUCCUAACAGGGAUCACUUUUCAGUUAAAAUUUAAACACCUAAGAAUAAUUGUGUGUUAAUUACAGAGUUCAACCAAUGGUACUAGAACAAAAAAAAUACUAAAAUGGAUAAAGUAUUACAUUGUACAUCAACCGCCAGGACAAGGGCUGAUCAAGUCACUGUUUCUCAUAGUGUCCAUUUCACUUCAACAAGUUUCCCCUUUGGUGCUCAGUUAGUUGUCGCCAAUCAGGGAGAACAUAUGAUAUUUGUCCCUUUGGGACUGGCUUAAUUCACUCAGCAUGAUGUUUUCCAAAUUCCUCCAUCUUGUUGCAAAUGACUGGGUUUCGUUCUUUUUGACUGCUGUAUAGUAUUCUAUAGAGUACAUGUCCCAUAAUUUCUUUAUCCAGUCUACUGUUGAUGGGCAUUUGGGUUGAUUCCAGGUCUUAGCUAUUAUGAAUUGAGCUGCAAUAAACAUUAAUGUGCAGACUGC